UUAUAUUUAUAAAUAAUGUACGAAUUAUUUUUAGUAACAUUAUCGGCACAUGAUAAUAUAUCUAUACAUUCAUUGUAUUAUUUCAAUAGAUAGAUAUUUUUAUUAAAGAGGGAAAUACGUUCCGGAGCAAACUAUAUCGAAAUGUCCGGAGGAGCUUGGAGUCAAGGGCCACCAAGCUGGGUUCAAACAUCACCUAAAAUGCCAACAUCGCAAACAGAAGACAUAAAAACAAUACAGAGUAACGCGGAGUCGACUGGAGAUGACAGUCGGAAUCCCUCGGCGAAUCAGGUUAAUCGCACUUCAGCGGGAUUUGGCGGAGAUCGUCGAGAAGCCUUAAUCCGACCAUCUAGCAGCCAAAAACGUGCUACAGUUCGGCGUGAUACAUCGCCAUGGUACCCUGGGAAAGUGAACAGAAAUAGGAAACGAGAACAAUUAGAAUCACAGAAACAUACGAACAUGAAGUCAGCGUCGUGUGGUACGUCAUUGAACGAACGUGGGAACAAUUCGGAUAUUACGGUGGUGAACGUACAUAAGAAAGAUCUAAAUAAACUAGGUUACAAGGAUCUCGUCGAAUGGGUCAAACAGCCAAAUCAUUUAUAUAUCGGGCGUGACAUGACGCGCUUUGUACCGGGUGCCGUGCAUAGCAAAUGGCACAAUCCGAAUAAAUCCAAAAACGUUGGUAGCAGAGAACAAAGUUGUAAAAUGUUUAGAGAAUAUAUACUGGCCGAUAAAACUAUACAGAGCAAUGGUAAAACAUUGUUACAAUCACUAGGAGAACUGAAAGGCAAAACUCUCGGCUGCUGGUGUCAUCCGGAGAAGUGCCACGGACAUGUACUAAGGGAACUCGUGAAGGAAUUUUGUUCUUGACUCAGGGAUAAACUUAAUUCAGUUUAAUUCGUACACAUGCUGUCAUUGUCGUAACUCUCAGACAAAUGCUUAGACUUUGAUCUUAUAAUCUUGUGUAAGAUAUUUUUGUCCAACCUUUCAGUUUCUUGUGCAAGGCGGUAUCAUUGUUUGUAGAAGACUGCGUUUCUUAUUCUUUAGAGUUGUUUCCCCUUACUUGAUUAAUUUGUUAUACAUUUUUGAUAAAUUUGAUGUUGAUUCAUUUGUAACGUGACUGUAUUUAUUUUUUUAAGUAAUUUUAUUUGUGACUUCAUUUAUAUUUGAAUAAAUUUGAUCAAUA
Molecule: messenger RNA, 1183 nt
Organism: Ruditapes philippinarum (Manila clam)
Lineage: Eukaryota; Metazoa; Mollusca; Bivalvia; Venerida; Veneridae
Exons: 3
Coding region: 142-867 (241 amino acids)
Source: RefSeq, a predicted model, not a curated record